Messenger RNA from Fundulus heteroclitus (mummichog), 500 nucleotides. RefSeq names its product histone H3. Gene Ontology annotation, molecular function: structural constituent of chromatin; protein heterodimerization activity; DNA binding. The record is from RefSeq and is a predicted model, not a curated record. Gene Ontology annotation, cellular component: nucleosome. The coding region runs from base 67 to 477 and encodes 136 amino acids. Lineage: Eukaryota; Metazoa; Chordata; Actinopteri; Cyprinodontiformes; Fundulidae. The transcript has a single exon.
CGCAGUUUAAGAGGAGCGGAGCCUCGUGUGGCUGUGACAUUUUCUCCUGAUCAGAGAAGCAGCGACAUGGCCAGAACCAAGCAGACCGCCCGUAAAUCCACCGGAGGCAAAGCCCCCAGGAAGCAGCUGGCCACCAAGGCGGCCAGGAAGAGCGCCCCGGCCACCGGCGGCGUGAAGAAGCCUCACCGCUACAGGCCCGGUACCGUGGCUCUCAGAGAGAUCCGCCGCUACCAGAAGUCCACGGAGCUGCUGAUCCGCAAGCUGCCCUUCCAGCGGCUGGUCCGGGAGAUCGCUCAGGACUUCAAGACCGACCUGCGCUUCCAGAGCUCGGCCGUCAUGGCGCUGCAGGAGGCCAGCGAGGCUUACCUGGUGGGUCUCUUCGAGGACACCAACCUGUGCGCCAUCCACGCCAAGAGGGUCACCAUCAUGCCCAAAGACAUCCAGCUGGCCCGCCGCAUCCGCGGAGAGAGAGCUUAGAGGCCGCAGGCAGCUCCACCACA